CUGGUCUAGUUUCAGUGGUAGCAUAGCUGCACAAACCACAUAUUAAGUAGGCGACUUCCUUAAAACAAAAAAAUAAACUGAAAGUUUGUGAGACUCUCAUACCUCACAUGUCCUGUGCCACAGAGCUGAGCUCUCAGAAAUAAUCCACAUCCUGUCAUGCAAUGGAGGAAAUUUAUGUCAAUGAAGAUUAUUUGAAAGCCACCAACAAGUCUUCUAUGAAAAACCCCAAAGGUCCAAGGAGCUACAAGAGAAGCUUUUAUUUAGUUGUUAUUCUCUCCUUGGGCCUGCUGGCUGGAAUUAUCACUCUUGCUUUGUACUACAAAAACUCGUUACAAGAUUCAGCUGAAUAUCUCUCAGUGAGUAACAAACUUUUCUCAAUAACUGAGGAAAGAGACCUUCUAAAUGCAAAUGUCUCUGCAGUUCGUAACCAACUUUCUUUUAUGACUGAGGAGAGAGACCUGCUGAAGGCCAACCUCACUGAAACGACCAAAGAGCUGGAGAGACUGCAGAGUUUUGUAAAAGAGAAAACAUGUCCUGCGGGAUGGAGCGAGUUCAGUAGUAGCUGUUAUCUCCUCUCUGAAAGAUCUGACUCCUGGCAUUCAGCUAGAAAACACUGCACAGACCAAGGAGCAGAUUUGGUGGUGAUAGACAGCCCUGAAGAACAGAACUUCAUCGCUUCAUUCACCCAGAGAAAGACUUGGAUUGGUUUAAGUGACAUAGAACAAGAGGGAACGUGGAAAUGGGUAGACGGCACGCCUCUGACUCUGCAAUACUGGGCAUCUCAUCAGCCUGACAACAAGUCGCCUGCAGAGAACUGUGGUCAUAUCAGAUAUCAAGGAACUUCCUGGAAUGAUCAAUCAUGUGAAGAUUCUUUCCAGUGGGUCUGUGAAAAAGUACUGUGACAGCUGAAUUUGUUGGAAAAUUAGAUUUUUACAUAUGUUUCAAAUAAGGCUAUGAUUGUUAUUUUAUUUGCAUUUUUAUAUAUCCUUUUCUGAAUAAGUAUUAAGCUUUAGUGAAAAACAACCCUUGAAAUAUACCUAUCCCAAUAAUAACAGUAAUAAUAAUCAGUAACUGACCCAUUUUAUUUGGAUAGCACUUUUAAAAACAUACAGUCACAAUAUGCUUCACAUUUUGGGUAAAACAUAGAAUACAGUCUUCUAUACACUUGUACAUACAUACAUACUUCCAGAGACACAUUAGAUGUGUAGACAAAAACAUAAUUUUGUUCUUAUUCUUAUUCUUAUUAUUAAAGAUUGAUUAGUUUGCCUUCUGGUGGGGAAGAAAUGACUGGAAGUAAAUUCAGCAAACAUAAACUCAAGUCCUAUUGCAUACUACCUUUUUGGAAAUUAUCUUUUUAUUAUAACUGUAUUACCUGAAUGAUCAAAUAAUAUCUGGAAAAAGUGAGGUAUUUUGGGUCAUUACUUGUCUAUGAUCAUAAAAAAAAUUUUUUGUCCACAUUACUGUAAUAAUUUGUCAUCACACAGUUUUACUUUAUUGAUUCAAAAGCAACCCCUUAUUAGGAAGCAGAUAAAUACUGUAGUUCAUGUCAUGGAAAAAAACAAAAAACGACUGUGGUCUGCUUUAGUGUGUGCUCAGUGUGGUUUCAGUCAAUAAUUACCGUCACUGGGGAAAUGGUGUCAACACGUUUUGAAUAAUUUUGUGGUAUUUUUAUUGAUAAUGUAGGGUUAUUACAUGAAUUUUGUUUAGAUCCUUUCAGUGGUUGUAAAAGCAUUUUGGCAUCUCAAAGAUUAGACCGAAGAGCUUCAUCUAGAGAGGACUGUUAAAAUUGUUACAUUUCAGUCUACAACAUGUGGGCAUUAUUGAGUAAUUUGCCGUACAAUAUUAGAGUGUUUUUAGUUUGAAACAUAGCUAAACUGUUCUCAGGUGUACUGGUUGAAAUCUGCUCUGGUUAAACAUUUGCAUUUAUAUUGCUUAAUGUGUGCUCGCUUGUUAUUGUGACCGCUGAAAGCAUUUAAACUAAUGUUAUCUUCACUUUAUUGUUAUUAUUCUAGUUGGAAAACAGAUUAUUUUCUCUUGCUGUGUGUGUGUAUGUGCAGUGUUUUACUGUAUUUAAGUGUUUUUCUUAUUUUUUUAAUCUACUGUACAGAUUACAGAAAAAAUAGUUUUUACACAAAUAAAGCAUUUAUCAAGCAUUCUACUUGCUAAAAAUCUGAUGCAGAAAAUGAUAAGGUCCUGCCAUUAAAAAAAUUCAUUUUAA
This is a messenger RNA of Oreochromis aureus, 2218 nucleotides long. Its product is annotated as CD209 antigen-like protein A. Gene Ontology annotation, molecular function: signaling receptor activity. The coding region runs from base 162 to 902 and encodes 246 amino acids. The transcript is spliced from 6 exons. NCBI's taxonomy places the organism in Eukaryota, Metazoa, Chordata, Actinopteri, Cichliformes, Cichlidae. The record is from RefSeq and is a predicted model, not a curated record.